AAUUCAGCUGCUCUGAGUGUGGGAAAAGAUUUGGCUUCAAGUCAGAUCUGAAGAAACACAUGAGAACUCACACAGGAGAAAAGCCUUUUAGCUGCUCUGAUUGUGGUAAAGCUUUCUCUGAUAGUGGAAACCAGAAGAAACACAUGAGAACUCACACAGGUGAAAAACCUUUCAGCUGUUUAGUUUGUAAAAAAACAUUUUUAAUGUCUAGAAAUUUACAGACACACAUGAGAACUCACACAGGAGAGAAGCCUUUCAGCUGCUCUGAGUGUGGUAGAGGUUUCACUGCUAGUGGGCACCUGAAGAAACACAUGAGAACUCACACAGGAGAGAAGCUUUUUAGCUGUUCUGAGUGUGAUAAAGCUUUCUUUGAUAGUGGAAACCUGAAGAAACACAUGAGAACUCACACAGGAGAAAAACCUUUCAGCUGCCCUGAGUGUGAUAAAGCUUUCUCUGAUAGUGGAAACCUGAAGAAACACAUGAGAACUCACACAGGAGAGAAGCCUUUUAGCUGCUCUGUCUGUAAGAAAUCUUUUAUACAGAGUGGAGAUUUACAGAACCACAUGGUAGUCCACACAGGAGAAACAAGAUUCAGCUGCAGUGUUUGUAAUAAAUCUUUUAGCCACAGUGGAAGUUUACGGUCACACAUGAGAACUCACACAGGAGAAAAACCUUUCAGCUGCUCUGAGUGUGAUAAAGCUUUCACCGAAAGUCACAACCUAAAGAAACACAUGGUAGUCCACACAGGAGAGAAAAGAUUCAGCUGCAGUGUUUGUAACAAAAGAUUUGCCUGGGGUUCUCAUGUCAAAAGACAUAAAUGUGUUGGUCCGAUGGAAACAAGCUGAUGGAGAGGACUGUGGAGGACCAGAACCAGCCAGGAACUCACAUCCACUUUUACAACCAGAGACUGAAGACCAGACUGGAAACUGGUGACAUGGAAUAACGUUUGUGCCUUUUAAAUCCAAGAAAAACGUCUCAAGUAUCAAACAAAAAUCUUUGUGUCAACAUCUAGAUAGAAGACAUUAUAUUGUGUGGUAGGAAAAAGUACACUCUUAUUUUAAAUAUUUUAUUAGAUAUUGUUUUGUCU
Molecule: messenger RNA, 1087 nt
Organism: Sander lucioperca (pikeperch)
Lineage: Eukaryota; Metazoa; Chordata; Actinopteri; Perciformes; Percidae
Product: gastrula zinc finger protein XlCGF71.1-like
Exons: 1
Coding region: 60-845 (261 amino acids)
Source: RefSeq, a predicted model, not a curated record